AUGGACUAUGACACUGAAUUGGGACAUGAUGGAGUUAGUCAGCUGGAUGAUGACAGAAGAAGUGUUUCGGAUAGAUCAAGUGAAUCAACGGUCAGCAAUGAUAACGUACUGUGGAAUGGAGAAGAAAUGAAGGAGGUGGAGUCACAUGAUCCAGUUAAGAGAGAGCGUGUUGAUGAUAUUACCACCGCUCGAAAACAAAUAAGUCAUGGUGGUGAUGUUGAAGUGAGGCGGCACAAAGCUACUACAAUGCAUGGCAAUUCUAGCGGUUCAUUGAAAAAGGAAAACACUGUUGAUAGAUCAUCUAAGCAAUUUGCAGGCGCUACCUCGGAAGGGUCUGAUUCAAAAGCAGUUACCCAUAGUAUCAAUCGACAUGCAAGUUUGCCAGAUGCAACGAUACGUACCAUAAAAGAUCAAUUAAGAAGAGCAAGAACAUAUAUUAGGCUCCUACCUUCUAGAGGCCGUCAUGCCUUUGUUAGAGAUCUUCGAAGAAAGAUGAGGGAUGUCCAACAAGCACUCGGUGAUGCAACCAGUGAUAGAUGGUUACCAAAGAAUGUCUCUGGAAAAAUUAGAGCAAUGGAGUUGGCAUUAACAAAGAACCCAACAAGACAUGUAUUUCAUAUUGUAACGGACAAACAUAAUUAUGCUGCAAUGAGAAUGUGGUUCUUGGCAAAUCCCAUAGGAAAAAUUGCUAUUCAGGAUCUAAGUAAUCUUUGGUCAAUAGAUCUGAAAGGAAAGGUUAAUGGCGCUGUCCAUACCUGUGGAGCGACUUUCCAUAGGUUUGAUAGGUACCUCAACUUUUCAAAUCCCCUAAUUGCUAGGCAGUUUGAUCAGCGUGCUUGUGGCUGGGCGUACGGCAUGAACAUGUUCGAUUUGUCUGAGUGGAGGAAGCAGGAUAUUACUGAUGUCUACCACUACUGGCAGAAUAUGAACGCAAAUAGGCAAUUAUGGAAGCUAGGAACACUCCCUGCUGGUCUUGUCACAUUUUGGAACCGCACAUUCCCUCUUGAUCGCUCAUGGCAUCUCUUGGGUCUAGGGUACAAGCCGAAUGUCGACCAAAGAGAUAUCGAGCGUGCAGCAGUCCUACACUACAAUGGGAAUCGAAAACCUUGGCUUGAAAUUGGAUUACCAAGAUAUCGCAAAUUUUGGUCCAAAUAUGUCAAUUUCGAUCAUGCUUUUCUACGUGAAUGCAAUAUACAUCCGUGA
Messenger RNA from Miscanthus lutarioriparius, 1203 nucleotides. The record is from the annotation of a GenBank genome assembly. Lineage: Eukaryota; Viridiplantae; Streptophyta; Magnoliopsida; Poales; Poaceae.